GAGUAUAUCGUCCGGCAGUGUCCCAUAGAUAUACAUGAAAAGAAAAGCGAUGGACGGACGCCUGGGCCCGAAAGAGAAAGCGCGAUGUGCAACAGCGUCGUCAAACACGUUUUCAGCGUUCUUCCCUUUUCCUCUGGAGAUCCUGGAGGAGAUCUUCCUGAAUCUUCCUCCUGAUCAGGUGGUUUGUAUUUGCCAGUUAGUGUGCCGUCAAUGGAAAGAAGUGGUUGACAGUGAGACUCUGUGGAGAGAGAGAUGUAGAAGAGAAGGAUAUCACCUCCGCAAUGCUUCCAAAAUACCCAGAGACUGGAGGUUGUUUUACUUCUUGUGCAAGAAGAGGAGAAAUCUUCUCAAGAAUCCAAGAGGAGAACAAGACCUGAAUGGCUGGCAGAUUUUGGAAAAUGGUGGUGACAGAUGGGAAGUAGAUGGCAUUAGAGUGCCCCAUCCAGAUGAGUCGGUCCAGAAAAACUUUGUGACCUCUUACUUCAUGUGCAGGAAGUCGCAGCUGAUUGAUUUGGAGAAAGAAGGUUAUAACCCAUCAUUUAUGGAUCACUUCCAGCCAGACAUCAAAAUAUCUGAUUGGUAUUCACAGAGAACAGACUGUGGCAGUCAAUACGAGAUCCGUGUAGAGUUGUUGAAUCAAAGAAAGAGACCUGUCCAGACAUUUGCCCCUGAGACUGUUUACUUAAAGCAGUGGGAUGAGGAGAAAUGGAUCCAGAUGACCCAUGUAUUCCAGAACUAUGGACCAGGAGUGAGAUACAUCCGUUUUACCCACGGAGGCAAGGACACACAGUUCUGGGCAGGAUGGUAUGGAAUUCGUAUUACUGACAGCUGUGUUGAAAUAUGUUCAGCAAUGGACUCAUAACUCUUUGGGAUUCAUGUAAUGUCAGCUUUGCACCUUUACAAGUCUCAUUUUCUCUAUAUAAUCUGCAGUCAUGUAUGUACUCAGUUACGUCACCAAUAAGACAUUUUCAAAAGACUGCAUUAGUGGAACGAUGAAGAGCAGCAACCUGACCUCAUUAGGAAUAAAAGCCAUCUCCUCAGUAUUACUCACCUGUAGAAGUUGUCAACAUCAAUUACAUUUCUUAGUCUGUUUAGAAAGGGAUUUUCUUUGUGAAAGCUUAACAGUGUUGCAUUAUCAGCACCAAUGGAAAUUUUCUUUGCACUGCUCAGUAAUGUGUAAUGUUUAAUGUAGAAAAAUUGUUUUAAUAAUAUUUAUAUGUGUUUUAUACUACGCAAAUUUGAUGUCUGAACUGAAUAAAAAAAAAAAGACUUCAACAUAA
Micropterus dolomieu (smallmouth bass) is the source of this 1280-nucleotide messenger RNA. Its product is annotated as F-box only protein 6-like. Gene Ontology annotation, biological process: SCF-dependent proteasomal ubiquitin-dependent protein catabolic process; glycoprotein catabolic process. The transcript is spliced from 6 exons. NCBI's taxonomy places the organism in Eukaryota, Metazoa, Chordata, Actinopteri, Centrarchiformes, Centrarchidae. Gene Ontology annotation, molecular function: protein binding; ubiquitin protein ligase activity. Gene Ontology annotation, cellular component: cytoplasm; SCF ubiquitin ligase complex. The coding region runs from base 35 to 862 and encodes 275 amino acids. The record is from RefSeq and is a predicted model, not a curated record.